This is a messenger RNA of Nothobranchius furzeri (turquoise killifish), 2350 nucleotides long. It is a transcript of the gene rad51d, whose product is annotated as RAD51 paralog D. Gene Ontology annotation, molecular function: four-way junction DNA binding; ATP-dependent DNA damage sensor activity; single-stranded DNA binding. Gene Ontology annotation, cellular component: Rad51B-Rad51C-Rad51D-XRCC2 complex; replication fork; centrosome. The record is from RefSeq and is a predicted model, not a curated record. Lineage: Eukaryota; Metazoa; Chordata; Actinopteri; Cyprinodontiformes; Nothobranchiidae. Gene Ontology annotation, biological process: reciprocal meiotic recombination; DNA strand invasion; telomere maintenance.
GCGCAACACAUAGGUACUACGGAAAGCAACAGGAGAAACUAAUUAGCGCGUGCUGUUUUAUGGCUGUGACACAAAUAUCGAUAGAUUUUGGUUGUAAGAGCAUAACGUUCAGUGCAGGUGAUAGUAUUUGUUAUUAAAGUUAUUUUAGUGACUAAACCCCUUAUUUAAAACUCCCUAAACAGAUUUAUUCUGUGUUUAACGACAGCGCCAAAGCGGAAAAGUUUGCUAAAGUUAGCCGCGAUGCUAAAAACAACUAGCUAGCCACAGCUAGAAACGUAGCUGAGUUGAGUGAUGCUGCUUUUGUGGAUAAUUCAAGAGUGUAACAGUGAUGUAAAACUAUGGUUAUCUUACGAGUGGGAAUGUGUCCUGGACUAGAUGAAGAUUUGCUGGGGAAUUUGCGUGCAGCUGAUAUUCGAACAGUGGAGGACCUGAUUUCGUCUGACACCGAAGAACUUGCACGUAAAUGCUCCGUGUCUUAUAAGGCAUUGCUUGCCAUCCGCCGGGUGCUGCUGGCCCAGCACGCAGCAUUUCCAGUAUCCGGUGCUGAUCUGUACGAGGAACUAUUGAGCUCCACAGCCAUCCUCUCUACAGGAAAUCCCAGCCUAGAUAAACUGCUGGACUCAGGCUUGUAUACGGGAGAGAUAACAGAGCUGUCAGGAGGCCCAGCCAGUGGAAAAUCUCAGGUGUGUUUUGGAGUGGCAGUGCACAUUUCUCACCACCUGAAGCAGACAGUCGUCUACGUGGAUACGACCGGGGGGCUUACUGCCAGCCGCUUGCUGCAGAUGCUUCGAACAGAAACGAGUAACACAGACGAGCAGAUGGAAGCUCUUCAGAGGAUUCACAUUUUCCAUUUGUUUGACGUCUACGCUGUACUCGACUGUCUGUACGGGCUCUGCAGUGGUGGGCUUCAGCAGGUGUGUGUCGGCGGUGGCUCUGUAAAGGCGGUGAUCGUGGACUCUGUGUCGGCUCUUAUCACUCCUCUACUGGGAGGCAAGCAGAGUGAAGGCAUGUCCUUGAUGACACAAGUGGCAGGAGUUCUUAAGACGAUGGCUAAGGACUUCAAUGUUGCAGCGCUGGUAACAAACCAUGUAAGUAGAAGUGGCAACGGAGAAGUGCAGCCGGGCCUGGGCGUAUCAUGGAGCCACGUCCCCAGAACCAGAAUCCUGCUGGAGCGAGUAGAGAGCGCCGCUGCGUCUGUCAGCCACUCCAGUCUCCGCUCUGCAACGCUGAUCAAGUCAUCCAGACAGAACCAGUUGUGUUUACGGUUGAAAUCUCCUCCUCCCCUUCAGCCGUGUGGCAUCAGAGAAGAGUUUGACCUGCAGUGGUGGAGCCGGGUUCCUGGAGAGGGCCGCGCUGAUCCUCAGACCAAAGCCACGACAGAUGGAGCAAGAGAGAGACACCUGCCCUGAACCCAAGCCACUGAUGGUGUUCCUCUCUCAGCAGGGAGGAACGAUGCGUCUCUUACGGAUGCACUCCCAGAUCCAGGAGGUGGAGACUUUCUGAGCCUUGCUGUCCUCCUCUGGCUCAGCCAACGUGUGUGUGGCGGAGGUGGGAUCGUAAUCCGGUACCAGGUCUCCAUCAUAUGCCACAAAGUAUCUCCUGAGUUUGUCGCAGUCGUGCACGGAGACGGGCAGGAAGAGCUUUAUCCCGCUGAAAAUGUCCAGCAGCGUCUGAAACAACAAGUCAGUGUGACAGAAACUGGUCAGCCAGUCAGAUCUUCAACUAUUAAGGACCAUGUGUCACUGACCUUGUCGUUCUUUGGUUCCAGCAGCUGAGACGCUGCUUUUCUGUUACUGUGAACGCUUUGUUCGCUCUUCUUCACCUGGUGAGAAACAAACAGGUCAGAACGCCAUGCUGCAUGUUUUAGUCAUUUCUCUGCUCCAGCGCACUGACUGAACUGUUGGGAGCAGAGAAACGGCUAAAACAUGCUGGGUGGGACACCCUGAAGAGGUGAUUUUUAUCUACCUUCUUUGCGCUAGGAGCUUCUGAUCCUGGAGGACGAGGUUCUGAUUUCACUGCCUUUGGUUUAGGAGGGCUGCUGCUGGCUGUUGGACACGAUUACACAAAGUUAGCCUGUUCCUAUUUAAGCGUUUCCCUGUAAAAUGUAUAAUUACUGAGUGACCGUUGUUAGGAUUGAUGGGCUAAUGGCUAGGCCAAACUGUUGCUACAGUGAUGAAACGUCAAUAUUCCCAAGAAGACUGCUGCAUGAACUUUAGUUGUAACACUCUCAGACUAGCCGUUAGCUCAUUCAUCCUUUUUCUGCAGGAAACUGUUGACAAUAAGAAUUAAAAUGUGGAAAUGUACUUUAAGUUCUGAAAGGUUUAUUCAAUAAAACAUUUCACAAUCUAAA